Oncorhynchus kisutch (coho salmon) is the source of this 2911-nucleotide messenger RNA. Its product is annotated as protein NDRG3. NCBI's taxonomy places the organism in Eukaryota, Metazoa, Chordata, Actinopteri, Salmoniformes, Salmonidae. The record is from RefSeq and is a predicted model, not a curated record. The transcript is spliced from 16 exons. Bases 260 to 1648 code for a protein of 462 amino acids.
UAAUUUGUACUGCCGCCUCGUAUUGGCUGCUUCGUUCGUUUCUCUUGUCCUCCCUAAUGUCUAGGACGCAAUGUGUAGUUCCGCCUUGAAAGCGUGACAUCGAAAUAGUAAUACUUGUUGGAAUAGGAAAGGAAUUAGGCAAAGAGAAGGUGCGGUUUAAACACCGGUAUUUAAACAAAUCUAUCCCGGAGGAUUUGACGCGGAUCGAACGGAUACGUCUUCAACCCAAACGUGUUGAGUAGAGUGACCAGACAGGAAGAUGGAUGAGCUACAGGAUGUGCAGCUGACUGAGAUCAAGCCCUUGCUGACCAAUAAGAAUUCACGUAACUUCCAGGACUUUGACUGCCAGAAGAGGAGGAAAACCGUUACAGAACUACCCACCACCAAAGGACCAAGCAGUGUGGUAACCUGGAGCAGAGGGUUCUGGACUCCUGGACUUGGGAGGAGAUACUGGAAGGAGCAUGAUAUCGAGACUACCCAUGGUGUGCUCCAUGUGACCAUGAGGGGCGUUCCCAAGGGCAACCGGCCAGUCAUCCUCACCUACCAUGACAUCGGCCUCAACCAUAAGUCAUGCUUCAACACGCUGUUUAACUUUGAGGACAUGCUGGAGAUCACGCAGCACUUUGCUGUGGUCCAUGUGGACGCCCCUGGACAGCAGGAGGCGGCACCACCCUUCCCCACAGGGUACCAGUACCCUACUAUGGAUGAACUGUCUGAGAUGCUGCCCUCGGUUAUGACUCAGCUCAAGGUGAACAGUGUGAUUGGGAUUGGCGUGGGAGCAGGAGCCUACAUCCUAUCCAGGUUUGCAUUGAACAACCCUACUCUGGUAGAGGGCCUGGUUCUGAUCAACGUGGAUCCAUGUGCCGAGGGAUGGAUCGACUGGGCUGCCUCCAAGCUCUCUGGGUGGACCAGUAACAUUGUGGACACGGUGAUGGCUCAUCACUUCAGCACUGAUGAGCUGACAGACAACCAGGAGCUGGUCCAGACCUACCGCCUUCACAUCGCCCAGGACAUCAAUCAGGACAACCUGGCCCUCUUCUGUGCCUCCUACAACGGGUACGCUGGGCAGGAGUGGAGAGGGGGCAGAGAUUCACUCCUGCCCACCAUAGUCGUUGGCUCUACUACUGGCUGGACGAAUGUGGCUUUUAACCUUGUCUUUUUUUUCUUCUUUUACAAUAACAGUCGUCGGGAUCUGGAAAUCGAGAGGCCAGUCAUUGGUCUUAAUGAGGACACAGUGAACACACUGACGUGCCCUUCUCUGUUGGUGGUUGGAGACACAUCUCCUGCAGUGGAGGCAGUGGUGGAGUGCAAUUCCAGGUUAAAUCCAACCAAGACUACACUGUUUAAGAUGGCUGAUUGUGGAGGCUUACCUCAGGUUGUGCAGCCAGGGAAACUGGCAGAGGCCUUCAAGUACUUUGUUCAGGGUAUGGGUUAUAUUCCCUACGUUCUUCUCAGUCACCUGAGCAACGAAUCAGUGCCCACGGCUGGAAUGACUCGUCUGGCCCGAUCCCGCACCACCUCCUCUACCAGCAUCACCUCCAUGGACAGCAGCCGCAGCCGCAACAUCAACAACCUGCUGGAAGGAGCCAACACCACCGGGGGUCUGGACAACCAGCCUGGGCCCCAGACCAUGGAGGUCUCCUGCUAAACCUCCCUAUCUCUUCCUCACUCCACACUGGGUAGCAGCCCUCAGUGGUGCCCCUAUCCUCCUCCAGUAACUUAUGUCUCCCUGUCUCUCUCUCCAACCCUGCUCCUAAAUUACUCAAUCCCAGGGGGUUAUGUGAUGAAUUGUGUGAUUAAUAUGAGAAUAUAUAUACAAAUGCAUAUUAAAUAUUAUACUGUAUACACGUCAAACUUCCAGUCACAAGCGGAGGGGACAAAAUAAAGAAUGAGUCAGAUAUACAUAUACUGUAUACGCAAAGGGUCUAGAGAUGGUACGAUCCCCCACCUUUCAUUUGAUACGUGUGCAUGUCUCCUUGUGCAAAGUGAAUCUGGAGACUUACUCUUCCAGAUUCAAUUACUAUAUGUCCCUCCUCUUAUUUUGUUUUUCCCAUUAUUGCCUUUCACGUAUUUUAUUUAUUUGGUUCACCAUGUGUCUGUGUGUAGAGGAUUGGUUCCUGCGUCACAGGAGGGGUUGAAGAGUCCCAUCUCUCACAUCCACUGUAGCCCAAACACACACUCCCUCCUCAGUCCUUCUCUAUUCCUCUUAUCUAGAACACAAUUACACUAAAUACCUACAUUCAUUGCACAUAUUUAGACCACUUUUUUAAUUGAUAUUUUUUACGUUGUGAACUGUGAACACACGCCUCCUUUGAUUGUGUGGCAAAGUGUAGAUGUGUGAUAUACUGUACUGUACCUUGCUGCAUUGCUCUGUUCUGCCGAGUCACUCCAUUCACACUGUAGAAUGAUCACUCAAGCUGGGUACAAAACAAAAUAUUCAUGAUUUUCAAUACAUUUCUCUGCAUUGUGUUCUUUUCCCAGGUGUAUGUGACAAAAAAAAACACAUUAACAAAUAUAUAGUGGCCCAAUUCACAGAAUGAAUGCACUGUAUUUUGGUUGGACUAGGACAUUAUACUUGCUUUUUAGGAGGAAUAUGGAAAAGCAUAAAGAAAGGCAAUAGGAAAGAACUGUGGGCCAAUGUGUGUAGAUUAAAUGCUCCUUUCAUCUGUUUGUUUUAAAAAUGCUUUUUCUUUGUAAUUGAUGUCAUCUUUUUCUGUUUGACACUUUUGUAGUUUUUUUAGUCUGUUGACUCAUCUCUUGAGUAGACAUAGACAAUGAAUAACAACUUCAGCCUGUUAUGAUGUGGAAAUGUGUUCAGUCUUCACUGAGGGUCAGUGGUGCUUCCCACUGUCUGCUGAUUCAACUCAUUUAUACUACUGUACUACUAAAUAAAGCUAGAAGAUGAAAAAUA